GGAUGAGUUUUGCACCAUCUUAUCAAAUGAACAGAUAAGAAUUGUUAGUCUGCCUGUAGAAUAUAGGUCAUGUCAAUUACCAUAGAAUGGUGAAAACAUGGAGACUAUUGUUUCUCUGAUCGUUCUUACAGCACUUCUAGUGAAGGCGACCUCCGGGCAAAUCUGCGCGGACCUUGACACCACUGGAUGUGGCCUGUUGGCUGCCCAGCCGGGGUUUUGUGCCAACAGUUCUUUGUCCAAUUCAAUAUGCAAGAGAACAUGCGGAAAAUGCCCUCUGACCUGCUUCCACUGCCCAAAGCAGCCAGUACUUCAUGCUCAGGACUGUAACACUACACAGCAAUGCGCUACAGGCGAAAUGUGCGUUCUACGGACCCUGUCCGGCAAUCACUACGAAUACCUGAUGUCAUGUGACGACACAAAGUACUGCAACGGUUUCGGAUUCGGGUUCGGUGCCGGUGCCCUUAUUGGUCGACGCUAUGUUGAACCUCGUGACAUCAACGUCCAUUGUUGCGAUGGGGACCUCUGUAAUGUGCCUAAUUACGUUGCAACAACAACGCCGGCACCUACAACCUUACCACCAAUUCACAGCUGCAACAAGGACGUGAUCUUUGUCGUUGACGAAUCCAACACCAUCGGCCCGGUGGAUUUCCGAAAGGUCAUUGACCUAAUCCGUGCUAUUGUGACCAGACUUGACAUAGGAGUGAAUAGAGACCAGGUGGCGCUUUUAUUGUAUGACAUGACGCCCCAUAUUCAAUGGUACUUGAACGAUUACACGACCAAAGCGAGCUUACUCGGAGCUCUGAGCUACGUCCCCUACCACAAUGGCUCCUCGCGCACCGACCUUGCUCUGAAAUUCGUACGAGAAAACGUCACUGUGUAUCAGCACGGUGACAGACCGUCAGCAGGCAAUGUCGCUGUUUUGUUCACCGACGGCCUUUCCGUGAAUCACCAAAGCACAGUGAAGGAGGCUACGGCGCUCAAACAGACGAAUACUACUAUAAUAACAGUCGGAGUUCACAAUCUCGCUAACUUGCAAAGCCACAGCACCCAGGAGCUUGUUGACAUUGCCACGCAAAAUAAAGCGGUCGUUCUGAAGAGCUUGGGUGAUACAAGGGAUGCUAUCAUGAAAAUAGUUGAAAUGAUUUGUACUUAGAGCGUUCUCCCUUUACUAUGGUUUAGUUGGCGUUUCUUCGAUUUGAUUGCAUUUCAGUCGUGACUUCCUACGUUAAUCUUCAAUAAAAGAUAAUAAACAUG
Molecule: messenger RNA, 1254 nt
Organism: Dreissena polymorpha
Lineage: Eukaryota; Metazoa; Mollusca; Bivalvia; Myida; Dreissenidae
Product: collagen alpha-1(XIV) chain-like
Exons: 9
Coding region: 98-1153 (351 amino acids)
Source: RefSeq, a predicted model, not a curated record